AUGCAAACACGUUCAACAUUAGAUACAAGUUCAAAGAAUUUAUUUACAAAUAUUGAACGGUUAGGUAUACGUGAUUUAUUAUCCUAUGAACAACUUUCAUAUGAUACUAUAUUAACAUCAAUUCAAAAGUAUGAACAUUUUCUUCGCUGGUAUCCACUUUUAAAAUAUAUAUAUAAUUUAGGUAUAUUACUUGAACAAAAAACAAAAGAAUAUAAUGAAUUAUAUAUACAUUUAAUUGAACAUAAUUAUAAAUUAAUAACUAAAACUCAUGCAUAUGCAUCAUGUUUAUUUUUACUUAAAAGUCAUGAAGUUGAUUUAAAUUCAUAUGAUAUUUUAUUAUCAUUAAUUAAAGAUGAUAAUUUAACACAAAAAAUUAUAUCAAUUAGUCUUGAAAGACUUUUAAUAGUUGGUCAAUAUUCUAAAAAUGAUAUAUGGCGUUUAUAUGAACGUUCAAUAAUGAUUAUCUUGUUGUCAUGGAUGUUAUCAAGUUUCAGUGCUCAUUUUGAAGAAUUAAACAAUCGUUUAUUGCUUAUUGCUGGUCGAGAAUAUUAUCUGCAGUUAACGAGUAUUGAACAACGGCGUCAAUUUGAACAAGUAUUAAUAAAUGAAUCGAAUCCAAAAAAAGUAUAUGCUGAUUUACUUGCACACAUUCAAAAUACGAUCUCAUCAUUGUCUUGGGUGUGAGUGUAGAUGUUGUUUGGAUGUGUUGAUGGAUCGAUACUCUCUCUCAUCCAUACUCACACCCUCAAUAAAGACUAAAAAUAUCGGUUCAUAAAAUGAAAACAUAUCAACAAGAUCCACGAAAACCAUCAGUCUCAUUUAUUUUGUGCAUUUGUGCUCUAAUUUCGGUUUGACUUGUUGAUUUGUAUUUCAUAUUGUAUGUUUUAUUAUGAUUUCAACUAUUGAUUUAACUAGUAAAUAAGUCGGUUAAAAUAUUCACAAACAUAUUUCAGCCAUUAAAGUUUCAAGAAAGUCUUUAAAAUGUUUUAGAAUAGUCUAAAUCUGGUUGAUGAUGUCAUUCAGUGCCUUUUCUGUUGCCAUUUUUUCUCCUUUUACUAGGAAAACCAUGCUCAUUGGUUUCUAAUAUUUAAAUCAUGUCGCUGAAGUCUAAGAGGGAAAUGCACAAAUCUGAAUUAAAAUUUGCAUUUAUAACCAGUACUCUUUGAAUCGUUUUGAUUUAGUAUAUUAUAUGUAAAAGCAUCUACCAUAAUUCAUCCUAUUGAACUUGCUCUUUUUGAAAACCCGUUAAUAAUGAUAAAUUUGAAAAUUCUCGAACUACAAUCGUUUCUUCUUAUUCAAAUAACAAUUCUUUUUUCUUGAUUUAUUAUUCCUACUUCUUAUUAUUUUGUUAUCAAUACAAAAAAAAUUUUAAUAAUAAAGAAAAAAAAAUUAAAUAUUUUAAUGUAAAAAGCAAUUCAUCAUUAUUCGUUCAUCUCACCUUCAUAUAUUAGAAAAUAUGAACAUCAGUGUUUUCUUGUAAGAUGACAAUCCGAUUAUCGUUGGGCAGUAUUUAACAGUAACUAUCCGAAACGGAAUCGAACCGUCUUCUACGAGUUCGAGUUCAGUUCGAUGCCUGACAGACAUGGCAUUGUUCUAUAAAGUUAUUUUAGAUUUACAUUUCUGAGAAUUUAUUUAUGAAAAUUAUAAACUUUGGUAAGUUCAACCUCAACAACACAAUCAUCAAAAUACAUGACUUCAGAAAAAAUAGAUCAUUAAUAACGAAAAUCCGAUCAUCACUAUAGAAUAUUCUGUAAGAAAAUGGUCACACCAUAUUCCCGUUACAUUCUAAAGAUACUAAAAGACUUGUACACACAUCCAGAUUAAACAAGCAGACAGUAAGAUCUCACAAGAAUUCUACAGAGCGUUUUAAUGUAAAAUGUGUUAGGUCACCAUUCUAGUAUGAUUCCAGCUGAUCUUACAAGAUAAAAUACUUGAAAGAUAUUUAUAUUUACUUAUUCAUUUUUCCAAAAUGACUAAUAUCUGUUUAUGGUAGAUGUCGAUGUCCCAAUGAAUAGCAUGAUGCCGAAUUCUGUUCUGUUUUCAUUACUGAGAAUAGAAGAGACGAUUAGCAGUUUAUGAACGAGCUGAUGACAUGAAAGAUGGUCGUAUUCUUCAAAACAUUUUUUCUCAUAAGCUACUUUCGUCAUUUAAAUUUUGUGUUCUAACUUACGUAACUUCGCUUCAAAUAUUUUUUUUGUCGUUGAAACAGUAAACUUUGCACACAUGUGACGAAAUAAAAUAAAGAAACUUUUUUUCGUAAAAUUUAAUUUGAAUAGAGAUAUAUGCAAUAAAGUGUGAGUUUCCGGUUCAUCUACAAAUUCAUACACUCUAUUAUCUAUGAAUCAUGGUUUAGAUAGAAAAAAUCUAAAAUAAAUAUUGUUUUCGAACUUUUGUUUUCUGUUCCAACUGAUUCUAGCCAUUCUACAUCCGAUCAGAACUGCGUUUAAGUAAGUCAAAUGAUUGAAUUUAUAGUCGGACUUUAAUUCUCACCAAGUAACAUAAGUUAUGGUUGUAAUCUUCAUCUUUUUUCCCUAGAGAAAUGUUUCUUUUUUCGACUUUCGGAUUAUUAUCAAUUUAGCUUAAUUUUUGUUUCAAUAAGGAAGUCGUUGCCAAUUCGUCUAGACUAAGAAAAUAUUUCCCCAUAGUUACAGUUAAUUGUCUCCCUCUUUUGAAUAGAUCAAUCAAUCUCAUCUGCAUUUUUCAAGCUAACUUUGUCUUAUUGAAAUAUAAGGUUAGUCGAUUUCCGUCAAAAUGCCUUUCUCCAAUAUGUCAUUCCCUGAAGUCACAUUUUCGCAGACAUUCGCCAUCGAC
Rotaria sp. Silwood1 is the source of this 2811-nucleotide messenger RNA. Lineage: Eukaryota; Metazoa; Rotifera; Eurotatoria; Philodinida; Philodinidae. The record is from the annotation of a GenBank genome assembly.